UGCACGCACACCUACACCGUCGUCGCCGGCGACACGUGCGACUCCAUCGGGCAGAAGACGUGGACGCCGACGUACCAGCUGAUGAGCAACAACCUCAUCCUCAGCGGGCCGCAGUGCUUCAGCCUGCCCAUCGGCGCGCGCCUCUGUCUCGGCCGCUACGGCAACGACUGCCAGUUCGUGCACCGCGUGCAGGGCGACGACACGUGCGCCAGCAUUGCGUCGCAGUACGGCAUCUCGCGCGAGAUGCUCAUCAACAACAACCCCAUGAUCGACUGCAGCAACCUGUACGACGGCUACGUCGCCUGCGUCGCCGCGGGC
Molecule: messenger RNA, 318 nt
Organism: Tilletiopsis washingtonensis
Lineage: Eukaryota; Fungi; Basidiomycota; Exobasidiomycetes; Entylomatales
Exons: 2
Source: RefSeq, a predicted model, not a curated record